AUGAUUAUAGUGACAGGCGGUGCCGGCUUUAUUGGCUCCAAUAUAGUGAAGGCGCUCAAUGAACGUCAACACAGAGAUAUUGUGGUGGUCGAUGACCUGAGUGACGGUACAAAGUUUGUCAACUUAGUGGACUGCGAGAUUAUGGACUAUCUCGAUAUUGACGAGUUCCUGAAGGCUAUUAUUGGGGAUACGUUAUCGACUCCGGAUAUUAUCUUCCACAAUGGAGCCUGCUCCUCAACAACGGAGCAGAAUGGCAAAUACAUGCUUCAGAACAAUUUUACUAUGUCCAAAGAAUUGCUUCAUUUUUGCAAUAGGCGCAAGGUGCCUCUGAUCUAUGCUUCCUCCGCAGCCGUCUACGGCGACAGCGGCAACUUCGCCGAAGAUUCGCAAUCAGAAUCACCACUCAACAUCUACGGAUACUCGAAGCUGCUCUUCGAUAGGUAUGUGCGAGCUCAUGCCAAUGAGUACAGCACGCAGGUAGUCGGACUCCGCUAUUUCAACGUUUAUGGGCCACGCGAACAGCACAAAAAGAAUAUGGCUAGCGUUGCUUACCACCAUCACAUGCAGGUACAGCGCGGUGAGAACCCAAGACUAUUUGGCGAAUAUGAUGGAUGCGAGGCAGGCUUACAGAAGCGGGACUUCAUCCACGUUGACGAUAUAGUCGAAGCCAACCUCUGGUUUUUCCAGCAUCCUGAGGUAUCUGGGACGUUCAAUGUCGGCACUGGGCGUGCAGAACCAUUCAUAGAGAUUGCUGCUGCAGUAAUCAGCUUUUAUGGAAAGGGCAAAAUUGAAUUUGUCGAGUUUCCAGAGCUGCUUAAGGGAUCUUAUCAAAGCUACACAUGCGCCGAUAUAUCCAAACUACGGGAUGCAGGCUUUGACCACGAGUUCAAAACCGUGGCACAAGGUGUUCGAGCGUACAUGGAGUGGCUUAAUCGCUAG
Molecule: messenger RNA, 939 nt
Organism: Hyaloscypha bicolor E
Lineage: Eukaryota; Fungi; Ascomycota; Leotiomycetes; Helotiales; Hyaloscyphaceae
Product: ADP-glyceromanno-heptose 6-epimerase
Exons: 1
Coding region: 1-939 (312 amino acids)
Biological process (GO): carbohydrate metabolic process
Molecular function (GO): NADP binding; ADP-glyceromanno-heptose 6-epimerase activity
Source: RefSeq, a predicted model, not a curated record